AUGAAGCGAGAGCUCGCCGAGUCCGACAAUGACGAGAAGCCUCCUCUCCCUCCCAAACGUGCAAGGCCUUUGUCCAGCGCAGAGCGCCAGGAACGCCAGAGCGAUGCCGAGAGCAGCGAGGAGCCCGACUACCUAACAAUGGCCUUACCAGAUGAGGUCCCUGAACACGAGUUCCCUGGGCCAGAGGGACCCAAAGCACCUUCAAGUGACUUCCCUGGUCCCAAGAAGGACCAUGCACACCAAAAAGCUGCAGCGCUUAUGCCGAAGGGGUUUGCCAUGAUGAACAAGAUGGGCUUCAAGAUGGGAGGGGCCCUAGGAAAAGGCAGUGGAACGGCCAUCACAGAGCCAAUAGCUGUGGCCCGGAACACCAAGCGCCAAGGUAUCAAACGGACCAGCUCUCUCAUCUCGCUCGACGAGCCUUCGCUGGAAGACGUGACGAGCUACCGUAAACGGGUCCAAGACAAUGGCGGCAGGGCUAGGAAAGCUAGAGUGCUCCACAGGAUGCAAAAAACUGCUUUCGAGCUCAGUGGCGACAUUGAGCGCUUCACGGUUGAUAGCGACCCGCGAGACUACAACUGUCUGUGGCGAGAAUACGUCGUUGAAUUGAAGCGGAAACUAAAACCCAAAACCAGCGAAGAAGCGCCGCACCUUCACGAGCUGAGUACCAGCGUAAGCAAGAAACUUGAAGAAGAAGUCGAAGCGAAUAGUUCCGACUCGUCCUCCCCAGAAGCCACUCCUUCAGCGAGCGCCAGCGCUUCGCCAGGCCCCACCAUCGCCAAGACAACCGGUUCCUCAGAAGAUGACGAACUUGCAAUCUUCCAAGAGCUGCCACUCGACCAACAGAUCACUGGGAUCAAUAUCCACCUCAGGGUCGAGCUGAACUAUUGCUUCUACUGUGGGGUCCAGUUCGAAAGUGAAAAAGAUCUCUUUGAGCACUGUCCGGGGUCAACAGAAGAAGACCAUCAAUAG
Lachancea thermotolerans CBS 6340 is the source of this 969-nucleotide messenger RNA. It is a transcript of the gene CMG1, whose product is annotated as Cmg1p. Gene Ontology annotation, cellular component: kinetochore. The record is from RefSeq and is a predicted model, not a curated record. Gene Ontology annotation, molecular function: nucleic acid binding. The coding region runs from base 1 to 969 and encodes 322 amino acids. The transcript has a single exon. Lineage: Eukaryota; Fungi; Ascomycota; Saccharomycetes; Saccharomycetales; Saccharomycetaceae.